Ruditapes philippinarum (Manila clam) is the source of this 6019-nucleotide messenger RNA. RefSeq names its product mucolipin-3-like. Lineage: Eukaryota; Metazoa; Mollusca; Bivalvia; Venerida; Veneridae. Gene Ontology annotation, molecular function: NAADP-sensitive calcium-release channel activity. The record is from RefSeq and is a predicted model, not a curated record. The coding region runs from base 150 to 2174 and encodes 674 amino acids. Gene Ontology annotation, cellular component: plasma membrane; lysosomal membrane. The transcript has 16 exons.
GAUUCUAUCCGAGCAAGUCAGUUCCUGUUUGAACGAUUUGAUAAUGAUUUUUCCAAGAUUUGUUUCUUGUGUGAAAAGAAAGUAUAGGCCGCUCUGUACUUUGGAUAGCAAAUACAUAAAGUUAAUUUGGGUACAGCAGACUGAUCACGAUGGCAGAUAAUCAUGGAAAUGACAUUGAAAAUGAAGAUCAGAAUGAAAAUGAACCGCCAGUAAAAGUAGAUGAUGUUGAUGUUUAUGCUGAUGAGAAAAACAGAAGAAUUAGCAACGAAGUCACUGAUUACACGAAUGAAGCAAAUAAACUUCGUUUACUAUUGAGGCUUAACUUCUAUUCAGCAUUCAAAUUAAAAGGAAACACAUGGAACCUCCAUCUUAUUUACUGUGUCGUCUUCUUGGUGCAAAUCAUAAAAGUAGCCCUACUUACAAACCAGAUGAUCUACUUUGGAAAUGACCGAGGAAACUUUAGUUCAGUUGUCAACAGAGGCGAUCUUGCCCUUCGACAUCUUCUUUUAGAAAAUUGGGAUGCCAGCUGGGAAACGUUACCAUAUCCUCCUGCACAAGGUGACUUUGCCGUGUAUACGAUUGCUGAUCUCGAAAGUAGUAUUAACUAUGCUGUUAAAAACUAUUAUAACGCAGAAAGAGAAGCAAUUGGGUACUAUGUUCGAACGGCAGACGAUAAAAUGACAGCAACAAUGAAAUAUUUUGACUUUCCCGGUUUUCAUGGUGCGAGUAUUAGAGAAGGAAUAAACAUGUCUGAAAUAACGUUUCCGAUUGACAAAGGACUCUCUUCAGAAGUAACGCACAAAAAUGAGACAGUGUACAGUUAUAAUAUCACCCGUGAAUUUGAUCAUUACAAUGUGUCACAACCAAUUAAAAGGAUGUUGUCAACAACACUUCGCUUUAAGCUUCAUUCCGUACGUUCACACGACAGCAGCAGGAAAGCAACAUGUCUACGAGUAGAGGGCUCGGUGGAAUUUGUUAAUCUGGACAAUAAUGGUCAAGUGUUAAUUGACCUUGAUACGAAAGCCAGUAGAAUAAAGUGUAAAAACAUGAAUCUACCUUUGUCAGACUGGCAACUAGAAAACACGUCAAAAGAGAUCGGGGCCUCAGUGAUUGUUCUUUGUAUUAUAUCAUUAUUAUCGACCACUGCCACUAUUGUUUUUGCUGCUUAUACUUUAUGGAGAACUAAGCAGUUUAUGAAGAAGCACUAUCAGGCAUACUUCAGGGUUGUAGAUAAGGAUGAGACGGACCUGCCAGCAUCAGAGUACUUCCGGUUUUUGAAAUUCUGGGAUAUAAUCGUUAUUAUCUCUGAUAUAUUGACUAUAUUCGGCACACGCUGGAUAGUGUCUAAAACAAGGCAAAGUGAAUUGGAGCUGGAAUUGCUAGAUUCCUACACCGUAUGGUUAGGAGUCGGUUGUGUACUAGCGUGGCUAAGCUUGCUUAGAUUCUUCAAGUUUCAUAAUAAAUUCCAUCUGCUAUUUAGUACACUAUACAAAGCAUUUUGGGAUGUGAUUGCAUAUCUUAUUUGUGUAGGUGUGUUGUUUGUCGGGUUCUGGGUUUGUGGGUACGUUGUUAUGGGACCGUACCAUGUCAAGUUCCAAACUCCGGAAGCAGCCGCAGAGACACUGUUUGCUGUUGUUAACGGCGACGAAAUAUACGCUACCUUAGCAAUAAUAGAGUGGGAUAAAAGCGGGGGACACUGGGUUUGGUGGUUUUCAAGAUUCUAUCUCGGAGCUUAUGUCGCAAUAUUUACUAUUGUUGUUAUCAACCUCCUCAUAGCUCUCUUCAUGAGUGCCUAUGAUUCUAUUAAGACAUACAAUAACGACAAACCGGAUGAACGAGAAUUGGGUCCGAUGGAGCAAGCUUUGUACAGAGUUCUAAUUCAAGACGGCGAUGAAAGUAAUCUGCGGAGCUCAAUAUAUGACCUUAUGAAUGACAGUACACCCCUGACACCAGAAUUAAACUCACUGAGAACUGAACUUUCAAAAAUCGUUUAUGUUUCUAAAAGCAAGAAAGACGUGGUCCUUCUAAAACCGAGGACUUUGAAAGUGUUUAUGGAAGAUGAGGAGCACAAAAUAAAGAUAUUUAAAUGCGGAUUUCUGAGCUGCUCCUUCAUUUCUUUCUUUUGUGAUCGGAAUAUAAAAGAUGAUGACCAGAAACACGAAUACGACUGUUAACAAGCAUACACAUACUCUAUGAUACGAUGACAGUGAUAUUGACUUUCAUCUAUAUUUAGUCAUUCCUUUCAUUAGUUAUUCUAAAAUUUAGUUAAAGACUUUUCAUCAUAGCCUAACAAAGGUGAUUACGAAACGGAACUCCGAAGCGAAAACAAAAGGAUACAAUUUGGAAGCGAUUUGGAAUCUAGUACUAUCACAAAUGCAUUUAAAUCCUUAAAUGGGACAAAGAUGACCUUUAAACAAAGACUGACACCACUAACUCCAAGCUUCAACAAAGAAAACAAAAACAAAAUUUAAAAAACACGGCAUCACUUGAAUUGACAGAAACGAAUGUUCAGAUGAAACUUGAACAAAAAUAAUAAAAAAAGAAACAUCGUUUUAACAAAAGAUGAAAGGUUUUUCAUCAGUAACAUAGAUAAUAAAAGACACAUUUGAAGAAAUGAAGGAACAGUUAUUUUGAUCAGUCAUCAAACGAUUAGAGAUCUUAGAAGAUGAACUUUAUAACUAAUCAGCCUUCACUCCGAGAUAAGCGCAAACAAACAUGUUAUAGAAACAAUAUUAGAAAAGUAAAAAGAAAAGACGAACAAUGAAUUAAAAACAUUAAAAUUAGAAAACGAAAAAUUGAAAGAAAGUGCAAAUAAUCUAGAACAAUACAGUCGAAGGAAUAACCUUCGUAUCAGGGGAUAAAAAGAAGAGUCUCCUCAACAGUUAGACGUUAAUACAAUUUCAGGAAAUGUGAAGUCGCUCUCAAUAAAGAAAUAGACAUUGCACAUAAAAUUGGUCAGUUAAAGACGGGCAGAAACUGUCCAAUAACCGUAAAAUUUGUAAGAAGGAAAACGAAAAUAAAUAUAAUUAAAAAUGCAAAGUCACUUAAAGGAACCGAAAUAUACUUAAAUGAAGUCCUUACACACACCAGUAAGCAAGCUAAUGGCAUAACGUUUUAAAGAUUCAAAAGGGAUUGAAAAAGCAUGCACUAACUUUCGCUUCCGUUGCCGGCUCGUGCGAUUUGAGGCAAUUCUUCUGGAAAAUCUACAGCGAAUGUUUGGAACUGAAACUUAAUUUUUACAUGUUAAAACAAACACAUAUUAUCAAUAUCAACAAAUGAAUUGAAGACUCUUAAAGUAAAACAACAUGAAAAUACAUGUAUAAUACAAGACAAAAGAAAUGUUUACAAAUAUAUUAUAAAAAUAUAGUAUUUGAGCAUUUAACUUUUUACACGUUCUAAUGGGUGUAAAGAUGUAAGAUUCAUCGUAUCACUACCGUUUUAAAAAUACUUAAAAGUUCAACACGCACUUUAACACAAAUAGUUUGUUUUUUUCAGAUACAUUUAACCUUGGUUAAAAUAUUUAUAAAAUUGAUUUUCAUUUUGCGAUGAAUAAGUAAAAUGACGCUGUUACCCGCAGUAUAUUUACUGACAAAGUUUUUGAUAAAACACAGUUUUUAAAGAACAUGGUAUUGACUGUAAUAUAUCAUUAAGAAUGGUAGAAUAUACCUACAUCAAUCAUUAAUAGCAUAAUAUUUGGUUGUUUUAUUUUUAUUUUGUUCAACAUUUUCUGACCCAGGAUGGUUUAUCAGUGUGGGGUAAUAAUUCGUUUAUACAAUAUAUUCCUUUGUUGCUAUUUCACUUCUCUUUUUCAUGUUUUUCGAUAGAAGAGAAAUAUAUUACAAGGGUAUACAAAUAGUUUGAAUGUCAAAUUGAAUGAAAUGUGUUUUGCUUACAGUUAAAUUUAUCACAUUUGUUAAUAUGAAUGUCAAAAUGAAUGUUAUAUAUUUUGCUUGCAGUUAUAUCUAUUAGAUUUGAUUUUAUGAAUGUGAAAACGAUUGUACAGUCAUAUUUUUGUUUGCAGUUAUACUUAUUAGAUUUGAUAGUUAUCAAUUUUACGUGCGGUUAGAUUAUUAGAUUUGAUUCUAUGAUUUGAUAUUAUGAAUGUCAAAAUGAAUGUUAUAUAUUUUGCGUGCAGUUUAAUAUAUUUGAUUUGAUAGUAUUAAUGUUAAAAUGAAUGUUAUAUAUUUGCUUGCAGUUAAAGUUAUUAGUUUUGAUAAUAUAAAAGUUUAUAUGAAUGUUAAAUAUUUUACUUGCAGUUUAAUCUAUUAGAUUUAAAUUUAUGACUUGAUAGUAUGAAUGUCAAAAUGAAUGUAAUAUAAUUUGCUUGCCGUUGAAUUUAUUAGGUUUGAUAGUAUGAAUGACAAAAUGAAUGCAAUAUAUUUUGUUUGCAGUUAAAUUUAUUAGAUUUGAUAGUAUUAAUGUAAAGGAAAAGAAAUAUAUGUUUGUGUCCCCACUGUAUGAAUGUAUGUAUGUAUGUAUGUAUGUAUGUAUGUAUGUAUGUAUGUAUGUAUGUAUGUAGUUUAUGCUUAAUGAGGGUCCAUCUGCCCUUUUAGGCACAAAAUGCAGCUUUCGCUGUCGAGUACAAACCCCGGACAUAUCACCAGUCAUGCCCUUAAAGAUUUAAUUUUGAAGCACAAAGAGGUGAUAAUUUACCUCCAUGCAAUUUCCACGAAGAAUUAGCCAAAGAUAUGAAUUUUGAGCUAAAAGUAGGUCACUCUACGGCGGUCAAUGAGAACCUAAAUGUAUAGUAACCUGAGACAAUAUGAAAGGCUAGCCCUGACAAGGGCUGUUGCUGCCAGCAAAAGGCCUGCCGUUCAAGCCGUCUAACCGUGAUAGGGGCUACGCACCAUAGCACACGAUCCUCGUCGACUCAGGGCCUACUUUGUAGGCCUCGGCUUUUGUCAGGACGCCGGCAUCUUACUUCAUGCAAGCUUAGUCAUGCCGCCUUUAACGUUACCACGAGCUGAAGAAAACAUGCGAACUUGCCGUCUUACACGUAGCAUUGGUUCUUCAAUCAUCUACCGAUGCCCUGUGUCUUCUCAACGACGUACACGUACCGAGGGGAAGAGAGAAGGUGCCUCCAUUAUAGGGGGCAUUUACAUCAAACUUUGUCCGUCCGUUCACUUUUGGGUCGCACAUAGCUCGAAAAUUAUUUGACCUAGAGUCAUGAAACUUAAAAAAAAUAUUGAUAAGCAUGUGUAGUUGUGCACCUGGGUGUUUGCAUGUGGAUACAUUCAGUAUUUGUAGAGUUACUGUCCUUGAUUAAGUAAAACUUUGCCAUUUUCAAUUUGUGUUGCACGUAGCUCAAAAAGUAUUUGUUGAUUGGUAUAUGCAGUUGUUCAUCUGGGGUUUUGAUUGUAGAUUUAUCCAGUAUCUGUCGAGUUAUUGCCCUUUACCUAGUAAAAUCAAUUCCAAAACUUUGUGUAAUGUGUACCUUGAGCGCUUGAGUUAGAAUCAGCCAACUUUGCAGGAAUGAUGAUCAACAUUGCUGUGAAGCUGUGCACCUGGGAUUGCAUGCAGAUUUUUAAUUUUGUUAGAGUUAUUGCCCUUGACUUAGUAUAAAUUAUAGAAUGUUGGUAGGCAUUGGUUGUUAUGUACAUAAGGGUUUGCUUGUGGAUUUAUUCAGUAUCUGUAGAGCUAUUGUCAUUAACUUAGUAAAAGAUUAUCAGUUUCCAACUUGUGCCACAUGCAGCCUAAAACAUUUGACAUAGAGUCAGUUGAUUGACAAAACAGUGGAAAGUGGAGUGCACAUCAACACAUUUCUAGUUUUUGCAAUGAGAUGUAUUAGAUUUGAUAGUAUGCAUGUCGAAAUGAAUGCAAUAUAUUUUGCUUGCAGUUAAAUCUCUUAGAUUUGAUAAAAUGAAUGUCAAAAUGAAUUAAUUAGUAUUUUGCUUGCGGUUAAUUAAAUAAAUUUGAUAUUAUGAAUAUAAUAGAUUUUGCUUGCAGUGAAUUUUAUUACAUAUUAUAGUAUUGAUUUCAAAAUAAAAUAGAUUGUUUUAAUUUCUGUCUCAACCUUUUA